Molecule: messenger RNA, 1341 nt
Organism: Durusdinium trenchii
Lineage: Eukaryota; Dinophyceae; Suessiales; Symbiodiniaceae
Source: the annotation of a GenBank genome assembly
AUGCACUCUGCAGAGGAGUCCCAUGCCCGAUGGCUUCGCUUGAGGGCACCGUGCUCCAGCAGAUCUACCACCAAGCGAUCCACCGUGGUGCAGAAGCGGUCGGAGCUCUGGCUGACCAGAGGUGAAGUUGGAUGGCAGAAGCAAGUCUGGACCUACAAGGAGGUGUGGGAGACAGCCAUUUCCUGCGCAGGGAAUUUGAAAGCUGCCAGCGAGGGUGAAGGUCGUGUGGCCGUGUGCGUGGAUGAGGGGCCCUUAUUGCCCUUGGUGGAGCUGGGGGUGCUUCUGGCUGGCAUGUGCAUUGUCCCUAUCGAUCCAUGUGAGCCGGCUGGACGCUUCUGCAGCGUUGUGAUGGACAGUGAGCCCACAGUGAUCGUGGCAAAGGACUCAGCGACCCGAUCGCUCAUCCAACAACACCUGGCAGAGGUGGUGGACCUGAAGCUUCCCAAGGCCUGCCAUGUGGUGGUCGCACAGGAGCUCCUGCAGCUGGAGCCGAAAUGGACGUGGUCAGAGGUGCCUGGCGCUGCCAUCUCACACAUCUUCUUCACCUCGGGGUCGACCGGACGUCCGAAGGGCUGUGUGGUGUCUCAUGGAGCGCUGCGGAGCUAUUGCUUAGCAAAGACUGCCACGUACGGGGUCCACGAGACCUCAGUGAUUUUGGUGGCCUCGGCGCACACGUUUGAUCCCUCGUUAGGAGACUUUAUGUCUACCUGGGCGGCUGGGGGAGUCGUGGCGCUGGGUGCACGUCGUGACCUCUUCCAGCACUUGGGCCUCUUGCUGCAACAAUCCGAGGCGACACAUCUCCUUUGCACACCUUCCCUCUUUGCCACACUGGGCAAAGGCUUCUCGGCUAUGCACCUGGAAAUGCUGGCAGAAGCGCUUCCCUCCUUGCGCUCUGUGGCCUUGGGUGGCGAGCCAAUGCCCAGGAUGAUUCUGGAGGCCUGGGCAGGACAUGAAGCCUUGACACUGGUCAACACGUAUGGUGUGACCGAGUGCUGCGUCUACAACGCUUUUCGUUUGAUGCACUCCGAGGACCUGCCCAGCUUGGUUGGCUUGCCCUUGCCUGGAAACCAACUGCUCCUUCUUCCGCAGGACCAGGAUGCUGGCAGCCUACAGCAUGACCUCUCGCAUUGCGUGGAGGGCCUGGAGGGUGAGCUGAUCAUUGGCGGUGCCCAGGUUGGGGAAGGCUAUUUGAAUCGCAAGGAGCUGACUGCGAGGCGUGUUGGGCGGGCCCCCGAAUUGCUUUGGCUGCUAGUGAUGUAUAGCAUGGCUUUGCCCUUGGGCCGCUUCAAGGUUCCUGCCAAUGGGAAGAUAUCCUUCAGCCAUUUAGACGCAGCAUUGUAG